AUGAAUUCAAGACCUUUACUAUCGCCAUUAAGUCGAUCACCUAAUCCAUCUUCCAAUCGGAAAAGUCCUCGCCUCGAUAAAAAUCAUCAUUCUGGCUUACGCCGAUCAUUAAGGCCACUUUAUAACCCUACUUCCGAUAUCGAUAGUGCUGAAGUUCAUCAUCAUCUUCAUCAUCUUGAUUGGUAUCGCAAUCAAGAAUUAUCCACGCCAACAAUCAUACGAGGCUCUUUCUCCAGUUCACAUCGAGGUAGUGUUAGAUCGAUAGCGGAUGACUGUAGUACCGAUGGAGAAGAGAAAAAGAAAUUAAUCAAGCCUUUGCGAUCCAUUAGCAAACACCAUCGUACAAGAAGUGGCACAUUACCUUCCAAUCCAAAGCGUUUUACGAUCCAACUUGCUCACUACGAAUCCAUUCAAGGAUUCUGUAGCCAACAGGAAUGCCGACUACAUUUCUCUAGUAGGGUAGAAACUUUAAAUAGCUACGGUAAAAUAGCAUUUGCCACCUUCUAUAAAGGUGUGAACCAUGCUAAGAAAAGAUUUCGCAAAGCAACCAGAUUUGUGUUAAUGGUAAUCAAAAUUAAAUAUGCAGCGAUUCAAACCAAUAAAUACAGUGCAGAUUCUGAUGAAUUACCAAUGGAGAAUCAAUUGGUCAAGAAACCAGUCAAAGAAUUAAUUCGCACGCCAGGCUAUUUCGUUUCUACUGGUAGCAGUUCCAAGCGAAUGCCUACAUUUGUAUCGACAAAUCGCCAAGUAACAUUUGACUUUAAGCAAUACAAGGCGAAGAGAGAGAUGGUGCUUAAUAAAGAAGUCAAAUUGGCCUUAAGUCAGUCACCACAGAAUAGAGGCAAAGAACAACUGCAAAUGAUUUUAUUUGCGCUUCAAACAUUGGAAUGUUUUUCCGAAUAUCCUCUUGAUGUCCAACGAGAAAUAUGCCGUGUUGGCUGGCUAUUAGAAGUUUUACCGGAGCAAACACUCAUCCGUCAAGGAUAUCCAGCGAGCUAUUUUUAUAUCAUCAUUUCAGGAAUGGCUAAAGUCACGCAAUACAAGCCUAAUGCCCUAUUUCAGGGAGGAGGAUUAUCAGCUGAUAUUGCAACUUUAUCGCGAGGGCAAACUUUUGGGGAAACUGCUUUAUUAUAUCGAAGAAAGCGAGAAUAUACAAUUACAUGCGUAGAAAAAAUGCAGCUAAUUGCAAUUGAUGGCGAUGAUUUUAACGCCAUCUUUUUGCGAGAAAAGGAAGGCCAAGCUGCAGAAUAUAUCCAAAUUUGCUCAAGAGGAUGUGUGAUCGUUGAGGAUAGCAAGUUAUCGGAUUGGAUCUAUGUUAUUCGUUCGGGAUCUUGUAGUGUUGUCGUUAAGAUGAAACCGACAAAACCAUACUUUAACAAGAAAAAGACAAACAAUAACCAACUGAAUAAUCUCGGAGAAUGCUUGCUACCAAGCCUGCUGCCAUAUUUAAAAAAUAAUAAAGAAUCACCAAAAGAUGAUGAAGACGAAGCCCUUUCGGAGAAAAAUGCUAAUUAUCCUGCUGUUACGAAGAUAUCAUCGUUACAAGAUAACCAAAUUGAUAAAACUGAAAAGCCCAAAUUGAGCAGAAUGAAACCUUCUAGAACAUUAAAUGAUAUUAGCGUUGCCAUCGGCAAGCCAGUCAUUGGCACUGGAAACGAUGAUUCGGAAAAUAACCAGGCCGUUCAUCAUGCUUCAUUACAUGGAAGCUUUUAUCAUACUCAAAUUAAAGGCGAUUCUUUUGAUAAUGGUAUUGUAAGACAAACUAGUGUAGAGCAUACGGCUAAAAAUGAAGGCAAUAAUACACGAAAAUUGAAUCGAAGGCGUGCCUUGAGCUUGAAGGCUAUAAAAACCUGCCCUGAGGUAGAUGAAAUAGAAAGCGAACGAAAUUUUAUCAACAGUCAAAUUAAUAACAACGAACGCCAUAUUGUCGUUCAAAUUGAGCUGCUAAAGCCUAAGGAUUGCUUUGGAUUAUCUACUCUGGAGGUUGACAAGGGUGUAAUAAUUGAUAGACCAUCCUUAUCGCUUGUUAGUAAUGGUUCCGAAUGUAUUAUGAUAUCGAAAGAAUUCUACCUGCGUUAUGCCAAUGACGACGUUAAAAGCUAUUUAAGAAGUCAAAUCGAGUCAUAUCCGAGUGAGGACAGCCUCCAGCAGAUGUGGCAAGAUGCAACAAACUGGAAAGCUUAUAAGAACAAAAUGCUGGAAAUUUCCAGAUGCCACCAAUAUAAGCGAUUAUAUUAA
Molecule: messenger RNA, 2238 nt
Organism: Trichoplax adhaerens
Lineage: Eukaryota; Metazoa; Placozoa; Uniplacotomia; Trichoplacea; Trichoplacidae
Exons: 18
Coding region: 1-2238 (745 amino acids)
Source: RefSeq, a predicted model, not a curated record